Lethenteron reissneri (Far Eastern brook lamprey) is the source of this 5533-nucleotide messenger RNA. RefSeq names its product platelet-derived growth factor subunit A-like. Lineage: Eukaryota; Metazoa; Chordata; Hyperoartia; Petromyzontiformes; Petromyzontidae. Gene Ontology annotation, cellular component: membrane. Gene Ontology annotation, biological process: positive regulation of phosphatidylinositol 3-kinase/protein kinase B signal transduction; positive regulation of ERK1 and ERK2 cascade; positive regulation of MAP kinase activity. The record is from RefSeq and is a predicted model, not a curated record. Gene Ontology annotation, molecular function: platelet-derived growth factor receptor binding; growth factor activity.
UUGGCUGCUGCUGCCGCUGUAGCUCAACUCGCACACCCACGCCGCCAAUGUUAAAGCGGCAGGCGUUGGGGCGAGCAACGCUCAGUUUGGCGAACGUCUCAGCUGGUCGGCAGGAGGAGCUGCUGCUGCUGCCGCUGCUGCUGCUGCUACUGCUGCCCGUGGCGGUGGUGUUGGUGACUGCCUGCGCUGGUUUGGUAGUAAGCCGCAGCACUUGUUGAUGUGCGUGGUUCUUCGUCGUGGCAUCGAAGACGACCUAGGAAGAAGAAGAGGAGGAGGAAGCGUGGCGUGGCGUGGUGGUCACAGAAGCACUUUUCGUUGUAUCGCGUGAACGACCAGCGGCGCGUUGCAGCAGCCGCACAGCAAGUUAAAGAGUCCGGGACAAGCUCCAUCCAGCAAGUGCGCGGAUUCUCGAUUUUCGCUGCUGGUGGCGGUGGCGUUGGGAGGCAGUCGCUCACGCCUGGCCGAGUAGUUUGUGCAUUGCAGCGACGAACCUCGUAGCGAACUCGCUGGGUUGGUGGCCUUGGUAGUUUUGUGCCACCGAAGGAUCGGUGGUGAGUGGCGAGCGGGAGGGUUUGAUUCUAGCCUCCAACUUUCGUCACGAGAUUCGUCGAGCGCGCGGGCUUGGAGAGGCGGGCGGGGGGGUGUUUGGACUGAGUUGGAGUAGCGAGGAAGGAGGUGGUGGUGGUGUUAGUGGGUGCCGAGGCUCCUCGUGUCCACCCUCGGUGUGAGUCGGGGCUGUGAAACGGCGCAGUGAAAGAUUGAGUCAUCAGCAGCGGCGGCUCUUUUGGUUUGGUGGAGUGUUUCGAAUUUUUUUAUUUUAGUUUCACCGCCACCACACAAAAAAAGCAAAGCUGCAGACACCAGAGAGAGAGAGAGAGACGGGAGAGUCUCACUUUUCUCGGCCAGUUCGAGUGGAAGCGACCACGAAAGCCAGUGCAACAACAACGACAACAACAACGACAACAACGAGUGAACGGCUCUGGACUCGUCCCCGGCAACGUCAAGGCUCAAUCCGAGGACUCGGGUCGGGAACGCUCGACUCGUGCUGGUCUGGAAUCAACGCGCGAUAAGCCGCCGAUUUAAAUCUUCUGGACUCGCCUGACCCCAAAGGUUCAGCUUGAAUCAUCACCAUCACCACCAUCACCAUCAUCACCAUCACCACCAUCAUCACCAUCACCAUCGUUCAUCCUCGCGCGUUCUUAUUCGAAAGCGCUCCGAUUGAACACCUCGCUCCGGCUUUUUUAAAUUUCUGAUCCGGGACGAUAAGAAGAUAAGACGUGGCUGGCGGAGACACCAUGAGACACAAGUCCCAGGGAGGAGGAGGAGGAGGAGGUCUGUAAGGUUUCCGGAGAGAGAAUCCUAAGAGGAGUCGAACGGAGGAGGAGUUCGCGACACCGCGAGACGGGAGAGAGAGCGCGAGAGCGGUGGCCACGUCUCGCCAUGGAUCUGCGCACCCAGCUGCUGAUCGCGCUCUGUCACGUGUGCUUCAUCGGCGCCAAGGAGCCAGAGAUGCCGCAGGCCGUGCUGGACGUCCUGUCGCGGGCUGAAAUCCACAGCAUCAGCGACCUGCCGUUCCUGUUGCCGUUUGACUCCGUAGAGUACUACUCGUCGGAGAGCAUCCUGCGACCGAGGAGCGUAUCGCACACACGGAGCAGGGACAGCCCAGAGGAGGCCCAGAUCGCGGCGUGCAAGCCGCGCAACGCGAGUGUGGAGAUCCCGCGAGCGCUGCUGGACACCUCCUCCGCCAACUUCAUGCUGUGGCCGGGCUGCGUGGAGCUCCCGCGCUGUUCGGGCUGCUGCAACACGGCGGCGCGGCGCUGCACGCCGUCGCGCAUCCACACGCGCCAGCUCAAGGUGGCCAAGAUCGAGUACACGCGCAAGAGGCUGCGCAUGAAGGAGGUGCUCGUGAAGAUGGAGGAGCACCUGGAGUGCCGCUGCGAGUGCGUGCCCGAGACGGCGUGCGGAGACCUGGAGGUCUACGACAGGGACGCGUGCAAGUGCGUGCCAGCGCGCCGCAAGAAGAGGAGGCGCCAGCUGUGUCAAGACCACAUGGGCCCCAAGGGUGAGUGUGUGGCACCGCGACAGGUGCCAAGCCAGCCGUGGCACGCAGCACACCGCUCGGACACAACCGCAGAACACUGCUGCGGACAGAGCCGCAAAAAGCAGAGCCACAGAACACCACUCGGACAGAGCCGGAGCACACUGCUGCGGACAAAGCCGGAGAAGGCAAAACCACAGAACAUCACGUGGAAAAAACCGCAGAACAUCACGUGGACAAAAGCACAGAACAUCACGUGGACAGAACCACAGAAGUCAGAACCACAGAACACCACACGGACAGAGGCGGAGAACAGCACACGGACAGAGGCGAAGAACAGCACACGGACAGAGGCGAAGAACAGCACACGGACAGAGGCGAAGAACAGCACACGGACAGAGGCGGAGAACAGCACACGGACAGAACCACAGAACUCCACACGGACAGAACCACAGAACACCACACGGACAGAACCACAGAACACCACACGGACAGAGGCGGAGAACAGCACACGGACAGAUCAACAGAACAGCACACGGAUAGAACCACAGAACACCACACGGACAGAACCACAGAACACCACACGGACAGAGCCACAGAACACCACACGGACAGAACCACAGAACAGCACACGGACAGAGCCACAGAACAGCACACGGACAGAACCACAAAACAGCACAGGGACAGAACCACAGAACAGCACACGGACAGAGCCACAGAACACCACACGGACAGAGCCACAGAACACCACACGGACAGAACCACAGAACAGCACACGGACAGAGCCACAGAACAGCACACGGACAGAACCACAGAACAGCACACGGACAGAACCACAGAACACCACACGGACAGAACCGCAGAACACCACACGGACAGAACCGCAGCACACGGCUGCGGACAGAGCAAAUGCCUUGGAGGAUUCCCCGUCGGGCAUGGCCCAUGAGCCGCUCUCAAAGCGCGCGGUGUGAACGUCUCUCGCGCCCCCUGCCGGGCCGUAGCGGAGUCGGCGUGGCGCGGAGAGAAAUUCGGUGUUUGAAGUUUUCGUUACCGCAAGGAUUCAUGCUCUUUGGUUUUUUCGGUAAAGUCGCGUAGGUAAAAAAUGAAAUGAAUGAAAACAACUCAAUUAAAUCGCAGUUGUUUAGUUGUUUUCAUUUGUUUUAUUUUUUUACCUACGUGACUUUACCGAAAAAAAACAAAGAGUAGAAAUUCGGUACCCAAGUGGUGGGUUGGCAAACGCGGAGCGGCGGAUAAGGGGCCAUCCCUUUAGUACGUACACAUGGAAGGGGGUUAACCCAGAUGCGUACGCUUGCGUAUGGGGGGUCUAUUGACAAUGUACGUACGCAUAGGAAACGGGGGGGGGGGGUGAAGCCUCGAUAAUAAUUUGUCUACAUUGUCCUUCAAAUGAGUUAGAUAGUCCGGCGGUGGACUAUCUGUUUGCUUAAACACGUUAAUAUUAUUAAUCCUUGAUCGUUUCUGCGUGGAUUAAAUAUCGGCCGUUCUAUAGAAUUCGGGGGAGGGGGGGGUGUACAAAGUUCGCGUGCGUACAGGGAGGGGGGAGGGAUCAAGUUGUUGACACAUUUGUGCGUACCUACUCAAUGGAUGGCCCCUAACCGCGCCAUGGGGUAUACACGGGGUCCUCCCGGGGUGAGGAACCUGUGGCUUUUCGGAGUCGCGAUGUGGCUCUGGAAGGACCGCCGCUUCGUGACGCGUUGUUCUCAUGAAUGGGCAACGGCGUCACGUGUUCACCGCGUGCAACGCGCGGCGUUGCAGAAAUGUGGAGUUGUUUUUUGUCGUUCGUUUACCCAAUUCGACCAAACAAAUGUCUCUUCUUGUUACGAUUGGUUGCGUGGCGAAUGUAAGCCGACGACGAUGAUGUUGUGAACCACUGGGUUAGGUGACGCUGGUGGUGGUGGUGGUGAUUGGCGAUGACCCAGAUGUACGCACGCCAGACACACACACACAGUGAGAGAGUGAGAUGGAGAGAACGAUGGAGGCCUUUCUGGAUAGGGAAAUUGUGGCAUUGAGAGGUAUUAAUUGAUUGAUUUGAUGUGCUCAGCAUGAUCAUUUAUUUACUUACUUAUUUAGAUAUGUACGUGUGCGUUGAACUUCUGCGCGUGUCUGUGUGUGUGUCUGCGGUAGUGUAGCGGUUAGCACGCUGCGCUAUGAACCCGGCGACCCGAGUUCGAUUCCCGCUCACGGCCAACACCAGUGACGAUUAUCUGAACCGGUCCCGGGCCUCCCCUAGGUCGACUCAGCCUCAAAUGAGUACCUGGUGCGGUGUGUAAACAUUGCCACUAGGGAGAUAAAGGCGGUCGGGCGUGGUGCUGGCCACCCACCCCCCUCGUGUACCGUUCCGGACUUCAUAGGUGCUCGCUAACAGCACUUGCCCCUACAGUCUGUUAAGGCUAUACGGGGGAUCUUUAUCUUUGUGUGUGUCUGCGUGUGUCUCGGUCUCCCUGCAGGUGUCAGGAGGAGAUGAGGCCCGUGGCGACCGGCGUGGCCACCGCUACAGAGACCCCCACCCCCCUCCCCGCCUCCUGCCCAGUUAAUUGUAUUAUUGCAAUAUAUAUGAAUAAUAUGUUUCACACUUUGAAUUGUAUUGCUACUAUUAAUAUGAAUGAUGACGAUGAAGACGACGAUGAAGACGACGAUGAUGCCGUCACUGGCGAUGGUAUUGCUUUGGAACACGACGAUGUGCGACGCUGAAGCGAUUUUAACGGGCGGCGCGGUUUUUGUCGAGUGAUGCGGCGAGUCAGCCUGGAGAGAGGUGUGGGAUUGAGUGGGAUUGUGAUUGAGUGGGAUUGAGUGGGAUUGAAUAGGAUUGUGAUGGUGUGGAAUUGAGUGGGAUUGCGUAGGAUUGUGAUGGUGUGUGGGAUUGAGUGUGAUGGGGAAGUACGGUGUGACAUCGCGUGAUAUGGUGCUGAAAUGUCGUGAAAUGGGACCUCGGCGCAUCUCAACUCCAUCAGUCUGGGGUCUCAUCUUUCACGCACCCACGAACGGGGACGGGCCUUUGACGGCAAAUGAGCAGAACACUCACGGAUAAUGACGUAAAACAAAUUUUGACCACAUUUUUAAAUUAUUAUAUUACGUUUCGUGUUGUUGGAGUGUUCGAAAUGUUCACGUGCAUGCGUGUGUAUGUGUCAUCACCUAGGUCGACUCAGCUUUAACUGGUGCGGUGUGUGUAAGCAUCAGCACUGGGGAGACAAAGGUGGUCGGGCGUGGUGCUGGCCACCCACCCCUUCAUAGGUACGCCGUUUCAGCCUUCAUAGGCGCUCGCUCACAGUACUUGCCCUUAACGGCCCUUUGUUUAAAGGCUAAAAUGAGGAUCUUUGUCUUUGUCAAGGUGAUGACUUAUAAAGAUCCCCCAUAUAUCCUUCACAUGCUGUCGGGGCAAGUGCUUUUAGCGAGUAGCACCUACGAAGGCCGGCACACGAGGUUGUGGGUGGCCAGCACCACGCCCGACCGCCUUUGUCUCCUCCCCAUCGGCGAUGU